CUAAUCAAUGUUUUCUCUUUCGUAGAAUGAAGAAUUAAUUUAUGUGCUGUCCAUCUGAGUAUGAAAAAGCGAAGAAACAAGAGCCAAAUAACACAGCAGAAUUCUCAUGAAAGACGUUUAUACUUAUGUGACAUGUGUUUGGAAACAUUUGAAACCGGAAACAGAUUACGUGAACAUAAGGUGUUACACACAUGUAAAAAGCCGGAAAUGUCUAUGAAUUCUACAGGGCAUUUUAAUUCAGACAACUGUCUUAAGUUACAGGAGUUAGAUUCGUUCAAAAUUCUCAAAAGACUGUUGCAGAAUGGUCUAAAACACAGGCUAGAGGCACACAUAAACGGCAAGUUACCGACAAAUCCAAUGAAUAACUUCAAAACUACAAGCCUGCUUAAGACAUCAUCGUUUAAGAUGAAAAGUAACAAACGACCAAAGACUGAAACUCACCCAAUAGACGAAACGAACAGAUUAUACAAAUUUUGUUGUGCCGAAUGUGGAAAAAGAUACAGAUCAAAAGCUGCAUUGAGAAUUCACUUGAAUAGUCACUUUGGUAUUAAAGAAUUUCAGUGUCCGAAAUGCGGGCUUCGUCUUUCUCAAAAAGGUGGAUUAACUGUUCAUAUGCGAAUACAUACAGGUGAGAAACCAUUCUCAUGCGAAGUUUGUGGCAUGAGAUCUGCUCAACCUGUGUCACGUGAACAUAUGUCAAAACACACGGGGGAAAGAUUACACAAGUGUGACUUAUGUAGGGCAGAGUUUGGAUCUAAAACAGUUCUAAAAACGCACAAGAUAGCCAAACACACGCUUCUACGACCGUUCCAGUGUGACAUUUGCAAGAAAACAUUCGCUGACAAGCAUUACAUGACUAAACAUCGGACAAUUCAUCGAGAUGUAAAACCUUAUCCAUGCACAAAAUGUGAAAAAUCGUUCAUUACAAAAUCAAACUUACGACGCCAUCUUGAAAUUCACACAGUUCGAAAAUCUCACGUGUGCACCGUUUGUUCCAAAUCAUACAAUAACUCAAGCAGUCUGUUGUACCACAUGACUACACAUUCGAAUGAACGUAAAUUUUUGUGCGGUAUAUGCGAUCAACAGCUUGCAUCAAAGCAAAAUGUAAAAAAGCACAUGGAAUUACAUGCUCGGAGCAUACAAGCACCAACCAAACAAAACAGUAAUCAAAACAAAAAGCACAUGGAAAUAAGAGCAUACCAGAAGCAAACUACACAAAAAAAACACAUGAAAAAACACAACUGAAGCAAACUUAACAAAAGACACAAUAAAAAUUUCUGAUCGAAACAGACAUGCCCAAAUUUUUCAAGACAAGAUGAAAAACAACCGAUUGGCUGAAUAUUUUUUUUAAAGAAAUUAACAUGGAACUUAUUCAUGUUUUUAGAGACUAUUUGAUAUUCAUUUUGAUUGAAAACGUUUUAGUUAACGCGAAAAGAAAAAUGUGGAAAUUGAAAUGUUGGCUUAUCAAGUGAAAGUGUAAUGUUUAGUGGAUUUAUAUACUAGUAAAAUGACGAUUUUCAAAAUGAUACUCUUGAAAGAAGUAAGUAUGUGUUGACAUACUUUUUGUCAAGCGUUGUUUUUUUUCUGAAUUUCCAGAUUUUUUUCAACAACGAGCUAUUUUUGGUUUUACUUAAUAUAUUAUGUUCAUUUUUGUUUACUGUUUUACUUAUUUAGUUAAAUAAAAGAAUAAAAAUUCUUGUUAAUUAAAUUUAAGAUGUAUUUUUUGUUUGUUUUUUUUUCCUGUUUAGCAAAAGCUAUAGUGUAAAGUUCAUUUUUUCAACACCAUAAGUACUAACAGUCGCUGUGUGAUAUUUCUUUUAACAUGUUAUUCUUAAAUAUGCAACAAUUUGAAAUGAUAAAUUGAUAU
Ruditapes philippinarum (Manila clam) is the source of this 1867-nucleotide messenger RNA. RefSeq names its product zinc finger protein 32-like. The coding region runs from base 61 to 1245 and encodes 394 amino acids. NCBI's taxonomy places the organism in Eukaryota, Metazoa, Mollusca, Bivalvia, Venerida, Veneridae. The transcript has a single exon. The record is from RefSeq and is a predicted model, not a curated record. Gene Ontology annotation, molecular function: RNA polymerase II cis-regulatory region sequence-specific DNA binding; DNA-binding transcription factor activity. Gene Ontology annotation, biological process: regulation of transcription by RNA polymerase II.